AUGGUUUCCCACCUUACUUUGAUUAUAUCACUGGUUGGUCUGUUGUAUCUUUGCCACUUUCAUGUCGAAGCGAAUUCUCGACCAUUUCAAAAGAAAUCAUGUUGGAUGUGUGAUGCACCGCGAUGCGACAGGUGCGUAACAAGUCAGUGGACCACAUGGAACCAGUGUUCAGCUCCGUGUGGGUUAAACGGCUAUCAGUCAAGAAAUAGGGUCGUGCAUCAGCCGUCGUCAUGUGGUGCUGGAUCGUGUCAGAAUUUAAUAGCAAAGGAGUGGCGACCAUGCAACCGUUGGUGUCAAAAUGGCGGGACCCCCGCUCGAUGGGGCUGCCAGUGUCCGCUUAACUACAUCGGUGACUGUUGCGAAACAGCAUACCUCGGAUGGAGCAAGUGGGGAGACUGGUACCCAUGUAGUAAGACUUGUGGUGGUCUUGGUGUCCAAAAACGCAUGCGUGUGUGUGUUGGGCUCCUGCCGAUCAACUCUACAACUUGUGACAGCGUGUGCCCUGGUUCAAAUAUUGAAACUAGAGCAUGCAAUACUCAUGAUUGUCCAGUUGAGUACAAUUCACUUGGUUGUUUUAAAGACGGUACUCCCCACGCCCUCCCGUUGCUACUAAAAAGCUUCCGAAACAAUAUCGAUUGGAAUGACAUGACGAAAAUCGUUCGGGCAUGCGCAGAGAUCGCCAAAGAGCGUGGCCUUCCCAUAUUUGGAAUCCAGUUUUACGGCGAAUGUUGGAGUGGACUGGACGCCGAAAACACGUACAAUAAGUACGGACCUUCCGAAAACUGUUGGAAUGGAGUGGGAAAGAAGGGAACCUAUCACGUGUACAAAAUAUGAGUAAAAGUUCCAAUUUUUUUCGAAAAUGAAGGGUUAAAUAUUUGACAUAAUGUUCCUUAGGAGCAGGUUGUGACACGUUAUAAAAUAAAGUACUCCUAAAUUACGAACAAAACCGCAUUAUCGUUUUAGAUUCCCUUCAAAUGAAACCCGCGGCUAUGAAAUUUCCCUAAAAACAGACAACUUGUAGGGCAUCCUAAUAUUUUCACUCUCUCCAUAGUCACUAGUCAUAGUCUUCACGUAGUCAAAAGUCAUAGUC
Molecule: messenger RNA, 1090 nt
Organism: Pocillopora damicornis (cauliflower coral)
Lineage: Eukaryota; Metazoa; Cnidaria; Anthozoa; Scleractinia; Pocilloporidae
Product: spondin-1
Source: RefSeq, a predicted model, not a curated record